AUGAAUCAUGAGAUUAUGAAUAGUAACGUUGAAGAAAUGAUAAUGUAUAGUGAAUUGAAUAAUAAUGAUCUUAAUUCUACUUUUCAAACUAAGACCUCGACUAGUCUAAUAUUUCAAAAUGAUCCUUCAUCUAUUCUUCAAAAAUAUCAUAAAAAUUGUAUUUAUAUUAAAAGUUCAAAUAUUAAUAAACAUUGUUCUAAUGAUGAGAACAGUAAAAUGAAGAAUAUAUCAAAUCAAAUUGAAGAACAACAAACAAAAUCAUCUUGCUGUACGCGUUCAAUAUCUACACAAACAAUGAUUGAAAAUAAUCCUUCUAAAUCACAAUAUUCUUCAUUAAAUAACUGUAAUACUAAUAUACCAUUAAAAGUAAUUAAUUUAUUAUUAAAGUCAAGAGAUAAUUCUUCUUCUAAAAAGUUACAACAAGAUAUUUCAUCAUCUAUAAAUGAUAGUAGCAAUUAUUCAACAGCAAAAUUUCAUCAGAAUGCUCAAAAUUUAUGGUGUAGUUAUUGUACAAAUCGAAUACAUCUAUCAAUUCAACAACAUUCACAAGAAAAAAUACAAAUAUUAAUUGAUCCAUACGCUUUAUUAGAUCGUACCGAUCAGGGAUUAAAUUUUCUAAAAUUUCUCUAUAAACAAAAUUUAAAAUUAGAUUAUAUUUAUUCAAUAUUUCUUGAAAAUUUACAAAAAUAUACCGAUAAUUUUUUGUAUUCAUUACAGUAUGAACACUGUUUAUAUUCCAACUAUCGAAAAGAUAUCAUAUGGUAUAUGACAUUACUGCAAGAAAAAAUCAAUAAUUUAUUUGUUAAAAUUCGUAUUUUACGACAAUGUAAUAAAAAUUUUUUAAAUUUUCAAAAAUAUUUUACCGAAAUAAGCCGUACAAAAUCGAAACAAAAUUUAAAAACAUUAUUAAAGAAACAUGAUAAAUAUAUAAAACAAGAUUUAAUCAAUAAAAAUCCAAUAAAAUUUCAAAAAUUCUAUGAAGAAUUUAUGAAUAUUUAUCAAACAAAUGUUGUACAAUUAAGAACAUUAGAACAACAGCGUCUAAUGACGAUUCGAGAACAAAUGCAUUUUGCAAUGAAUUUAACAACAAUGGAGAAUACAUUAAAUUCAGUGUUGACAGGUGCCAACAAAGAAAUGGAUAAUAUGAAUGAUUCAACAAACGAAUGGAAUUUGUUUAAAAAUAAUUAUGAUGAUCUUUUAAACUAUUGGGAGAAGCAUCAUACAAUAACGGUCAAUAAUUGCACAAAAACUCAAUUUGUUCACAAAACAAUGAACUAUCAUGAAUCGAACUUAUUAAAUGAAAUAAAAGAUGCUGUUAACGAUUAUUACAAUAGAAAACAACAUAAAAAUUGUGAAACAAUUGUUAAUAAACGUACAACAUUAGAACGUUUUUCGGAACGUUUAAAAACAAUCGAUAACAAUGAGAAUAUGAUAAGACAAAUUAAUUCUGUUAAACGAGUUGAAUCAGUUGCAUCUAAUCUAUCAUAUAGUCAAGCGUGA
Molecule: messenger RNA, 1500 nt
Organism: Didymodactylos carnosus
Lineage: Eukaryota; Metazoa; Rotifera; Eurotatoria; Philodinida; Philodinidae
Source: the annotation of a GenBank genome assembly